Echinops telfairi (small Madagascar hedgehog) is the source of this 441-nucleotide messenger RNA. Its product is annotated as eukaryotic translation elongation factor 1 epsilon-1-like. Gene Ontology annotation, cellular component: cytoplasm; aminoacyl-tRNA synthetase multienzyme complex; nucleus. NCBI's taxonomy places the organism in Eukaryota, Metazoa, Chordata, Mammalia, Afrosoricida, Tenrecidae. Gene Ontology annotation, biological process: positive regulation of DNA damage response, signal transduction by p53 class mediator. The transcript has 2 exons. The record is from RefSeq and is a predicted model, not a curated record. Bases 1 to 438 code for a protein of 145 amino acids.
AUGAUUCCAGUUCUUCAAACAAACAAUGGUCUGAGUUUAACAGGAUUAACAACAACAGCAGCUCAUCUAGUCAGGCAAGCCAACAAGGAAUCUUUGCUGGGGAGCACUGCCGAAGAAAAAGCAGUUGUGCAGCAGUGGUUGGAAUACAGGGUCACUCAUGUAGAUGGACACUCCAGGAAAGAUGACAUCCGCAUUCUGCUGAAGGAUCUUAAUUCUUAUCUUGAAGACAAAGUCUACCUUACGGGCUAUAACUUUACUUUAGCUGAUAUUUUGUUAUACUAUGGACUUCACCACUUUAUAGUUGACCUGACAGUUCAAGAAAAGGAGAACUAUCUUAAUGUGUCUCACUGGUUUUCCACAUUCUGCAUUACCCAGUAUCAAGCAACAUCUGACCAGUGUUGUCUUCAUCAAGAACAGACUGUAUACCAACUCCCAUGAGAA